UGGAAGUGAAGAAGGCCGCCACUUUGGAGCAGGAGAGAGGACUCAGCCUGCGUAUCAAUACUUUGAACAAACGCCUUGCCAAGCAUGUAAGCAAAUUUCAGUCUCUCGAUCGGGAUGGUGCCACGUGGCAAGCAGUCCGAGAAUUUUUGGAUAACAUGGCGUCAUCCAUGGGGUGGCAGAUGCAACAGCCUCUCAAUCCCUGUCUUAGACAAUCGCGAUCGCAACGAUGGCCGUUUUUGGAAAAAGCCUCGAGGCAGAUGGACGUUGCCCGGAAUGCACUGCAGCACGCUCACGUGCUCACUUACUACAAUAGGAAUCAUGAAAGCGAGUACAGCAGACGGUGCUUCAAAUUUCUGCAGAAAGCUUUGGAGAGGACUCUCAUUGACACAGUGGCCAUACUCACACUUGGAAACAUCUCUGUCCCAAGUACCGGUAGCUUGGCAGCUGCGCCCCGUCCCAGUACGAGUGCCAAUAGUAGUACCAGUGCCACUCGUACUACCAUGGGUAGUUCGGCCGAGAGGGCAACAAAGGUCCAGGGAACUUCUCACCAGAUACAAGGUCCUCUUCCACUCGUCUAUUUGGCGUAUGCGCUCCACAAAGAGCGUGAUCAUGUAGAACUGGUCAGAAAAUUGCUAAAGACCUUCUCAAGAGCCAUGCUCCGAAGCACUAGGACCGGUACUAUCCUUGUGCCGGGUGCAGGUAAUCAUGUCAAAGAAGAGGGUGUGUGAUGGAGCCAGCAGCUGGGCUACUAGCGGUGGAUGCUCGUAUCACCACCACUAGCAACUCAGCUAA
This is a messenger RNA of Chara braunii, 792 nucleotides long. The record is from the annotation of a GenBank genome assembly. NCBI's taxonomy places the organism in Eukaryota, Viridiplantae, Streptophyta, Charophyceae, Charales, Characeae.